CGGGGGAUGGCGAUGUGAUACCAGACCCCCAAGUUGUCAGAUGAUGCACGUGUGCGUCUCGGCCGAGUUCCACAGGCUCAUCAAAAUCCUGAACGGUAUAAGGAGCUUGGUAAGUUCGUGGCUGUAGCUUGUUCUUUGUAAGCUACAGGAACCUCGCGACCAUCACAUUCGAGUUCCGCUUAGUUUGGGAAUGGCUUACCGACUGAGGCCCCUUUCAUCCGCGUAUGCGGAUCUUACGUUCGACGAUACGGAUACGCUUCUUCACCCCAGUCCGUCCGCGUCACCGGAGCAGCUUCUUUCUCCUCGUUACAAACUUCAUCCCUCGAGCUACCAACAAGCGAACCGUCGUGCUUCUGUGCAACAGUCUGGUCACUUUGAAUACCAGUUACCGUACGAUGACGAUCAAUUUCGGCUUGCACCUGGCACGAUGAGUGCAAUCGGAAAAGAGGCUACUCUAAAAAGCUGUUUUUUCGAACUGACGUGGCCACUCCUGCUCGUUAUGGUAUUUGCUUCUGUUGGGCUUAUCUGGUCUUCAAUCGUAUACAUGUCCGACCCGAACAACCGCACCUUUACUACGACCACGUCUGUCAGCCAAGGUGAAAUCGCUUUCAUUGUUUCGGUAGCGUCGUCCAUACUAGGGAUCUUUCUGCUUUACACCGCCGUCAAGAUACAAACCGAAACCAAGUGGGUCUCUGCUGGGAAAGGUAUUGACGCUGCCUCGUUCUCGUAUCUAUCAAAACUUUCAUCUUGGGGCUACCUAAGAGGGGUGUUGCAAAGCCCUUCAGGCAGUGCUGUGUUUCUGGCAACAACCGUCAUUAUCGUUCAAACUGUACUCAUAGUGCUGCAUGCGCUUGGGAACAACGUUGUGUACGGAGAAUAUAGACCCCACCGCGUCGCAGUGGAUUCUGAUGGCUACGCUCCUAACUUGCAGCGGCGAAUGAUAACGGUAGGAGAUAUUGUCCGCAACGCUUCAGAAGACGAUACGUUACUUCCCGUGGGGACAUGGCCUCCCGAACGGAGGACAAAUUUUGAUUUUGGCGCGGACUAUUCGACCAAACCACCGUAGCUUUACCUAUCUAAAGUUUACGCAAACGUCUUAACCAACGUCAUGACAGGAGAUGUUGGCACGUACAGCACCACUCGCUUUCUUGACCACGCCAACGAUACAGAUUUCCAUGUCAAUAU
Molecule: messenger RNA, 1185 nt
Organism: Saitoella complicata NRRL Y-17804
Lineage: Eukaryota; Fungi; Ascomycota; Saitoellomycetes; Saitoellales; Saitoellaceae
Exons: 4
Coding region: 191-1066 (291 amino acids)
Source: RefSeq, a predicted model, not a curated record